ACUUCUGCCUUGCGCAGGUGGGAGGGAAGAGAGACGAGAGAUAACCUGGAGACAAUGGAUGCUGAUGAGGGUCAAGACAUGUCCCAAGUUUCAGGAAAGGAGAGUCCCCCAGUAAGUGACACUCCGGAUGAUGGUGACGAGCCCAUGCCUGUCCCUGAAGACCUUUCCACUACCUCUGGAGGACAGCAGAAUUCCAAGAGUGAAAGAGGAGUGGCCAGUAAUGUUAAAGUAGAGACUCAGAGUGAUGAAGAGAAUGGGCGUGCCUGUGAAAUGAAUGGGGAAGAAUGUGCGGAGGAUUUACGAAUGCUUGAUGCCUCGGGAGAGAAAAUGAAUGGCUCUCACAGGGACCAAGGCAGCUCGGCUUUGUCGGGAGUUGGAGGCAUUCGUCUUCCUAACGGAAAACUAAAGUGUGAUAUCUGUGGGAUCAUUUGCAUCGGGCCCAAUGUGCUCAUGGUUCACAAAAGAAGCCACACUGGGGAACGGCCUUUCCAGUGCAACCAGUGUGGGGCCUCCUUCACCCAGAAAGGCAACCUGUUGCGGCACAUCAAGCUGCACUCCGGGGAGAAGCCCUUCAAGUGCCACCUCUGUAACUACGCCUGCCGCCGGAGGGAUGCCCUCACCGGUCACCUGAGGACGCAUUCCGUUGGUAAGCCUCACAAAUGUGGAUAUUGUGGCCGAAGCUAUAAACAGCGAAGCUCUUUAGAGGAACAUAAAGAGCGAUGCCACAACUACUUGGAAAGCAUGGGCCUUCCAGGCACGCUGUACCCAGUCAUUAAAGAAGAAACUAAUCACAGUGAGAUGGCAGAAGACCUGUGCAAGAUAGGAUCAGAGAGAUCCCUCGUGCUGGACAGACUAGCAAGUAACGUCGCCAGACGUAAGAGCUCUAUGCCUCAAAAAUUCCUUGGGGAAAAGUGCCUGUCAGAAAUGCCCUAUGACAGCAGUACCAGCUACGAGAAGGAGAACGAGAUGAUGACGUCCCACGUGAUGGACCAGGCCAUCAACAAUGCCAUCAACUACCUGGGGGCCGAGUCCCUGCGCCCCUUGGUGCAGACACCUCCGGGGGGCUCUGAGGUGGUCCCCGUCAUCAGCCCCAUGUACCAGCUGCACAAGCCCCCCUCGGAGGGCCCCCCGAGGUCUAACCACUCUGCUCAGGACAGUGCCGUGGAGAACUUGCUGCUGCUGUCCAAGGCCAAGUCGGCCUCCUCGGAGCGGGAGGCCUCCCCGAGCAACAGCUGCCAAGACUCGACGGACACGGAGAGCAACACGGAGGAGCAGCGCGGCGGCCUCAUCUAUCUGACCAACCACAUCAACCCUCAUGCCCGCAACGGGCUGGCCCUCAAGGAGGAGCAGCGGGCCUACGAGGUGUUGCGGGCGGCCUCCGAGAACUCGCAGGAUGCCUUCCGCGUGGUCAGCACCAGCGGCGAGCAGGUGAAGGUGUACAAGUGCGAACACUGCCGGGUGCUCUUCCUGGAUCACGUCAUGUACACCAUCCACAUGGGCUGCCAUGGCUUUCGCGAUCCCUUCGAGUGCAACAUGUGCGGCUACCACAGCCAGGACAGGUACGAGUUCUCCUCCCACAUCACGAGGGGGGAGCACCGUUUCCACAUGAGCUAAAGCUGCAGCCCACCCCACCCAGAAAGCACAAGGACUGCCUCCCUCACCCACCCUCCUGCUGGCAGCAUGGGCCUCACGGACCCUGUAAUUUGGGGUAUGGAUUUUUAGGAGGCUUUUUUUUUUUUUUUUUUUUUGGUCUUUUUUAGUUGAUUGAUUGGGAUAUGAUUUGCUUUUGAAAACGAGAUUUUUAUUGUUAGAGGCAGGACUGCAUCAGGAGCAUUGAGAACUGUUAUCUUCCUAGACGUUUCUGUAGACUGCUAGCCAAAAUUCCCUCACCUGUGGCUUCCUAGCAUCCCCCACUUCUCCAAUUAGUCUGGAUUUUCAGAAAGAGUUCAGUAAAACAAGCCAGUGCAUGGGAAGGAGCAUGGCAGUCCCUGUGCUAAGCAUGGGGGUUCAUGCACCCAGGUAUAAUCCAAGUCCCCAGAAGAGUGGGUAGAACCGGAGAGGUGUGCCAUCCCAGCAAACUGAACGGUGAGCAGCAGGACCAGCAACCCAUGGUGAGACCAAAGACGUGGGCCACCAGCAUCCAGAGCAGAAAGACUGCACUUUGUAAAAGUUAAUAUUGUCAUAUUCUACAUAGGAAAAUAAAUCAGGAAAGAGUGUGGUACAGGGCUUCCCUAGGCAAAGGGAGAGGGGAAGGAUUGGAGAGCCCUUAGACUGCUUCUCACCUUCUGAGGUUGGAAAUGUUGCCCAGAUGAAUCUCUUGAGGCUUGAUGCCAGGUGGGAGGAGCUCAGUGUCCCUGUGGGCAAAUCUGGGGAUCCCUAAACUCUGCUUUGUCAUUUUCCAUACUUGUAAUGGCCCCAAACCUAUCACUACAUUUUAAAUACUUGUCCUAAAAUUUGGACCUUAAUUCUUUUUUAACUUCCCAGAAACCAAAGCUUUCUUCCAGUUUCCACACUCAUUUCUCUGGUCUUCCUCAAGAUUAAUCAUACCAUUAAAGUCAUUACUCUCUACCACCUCAGCCAAAAAAAAAAAAAAAAAAGCAUACAGUUUUAAAUGUUUACAGUACUUGUCUUCACCAGAACUGUCCAAAGUCCACAUAAACUUGUAGAAACAGAGAGGAAAUUGUAUGUUAGUAACUCAACAUUUAGUCUAAUCCAGAGAUUCUUAGUGCUUAGCCCCACUGACAUUUUAGGCUGGAUAAGCACUGGUCCUGGGCACUGUAGAAUAUUUAGCAGCAUCCCUGGUCACUGCCCAGUAGAUGCCCACAGCACCCACAGUUGACAUUGACAAAUGCCUCCAGACAUUUCCAAAUGUUCCACUGGGGGAAAAAAAUCACCUCUAAUUGGGAACCACUGAUCUAAAUGAAUUCUAAACCAGUCGAAGGUCUGGGCAGCUUUCCAAAGAUAAAAAGCACUUUGAAGACUUUUCCCAGUCAGCAAUCUCAAGUUGGACUUGUUCUCCUUUAGAAUGAUUAUAAAUUCUAUACGUGAGUUAUUCCCUUUCAGUGUUCACAAAUAUACUUCCUCAUGUGCACUUGAGUUUCAUUGAAAGGACAGAGUUCAGAAAGAUGUCAUGUUUCAGUCAUGGAUUUCUUUUGUUUCCAGAACAGUAUAGCAUUUUGAAACUGGAAAUAAACAAAAUUGUAAUUGUAAUAAUUUAGUCUCUGCUACACCAAUGCAUUGAGUGAAGGAAGAGAUGGAAGAACCAGGGCUGUGGAUGGCUUUGGUCAAUAUGCAGUUACAGAGACAGACACGCCUUAUCCAAAUUCAUAUACUCAAGCUGAGAACCUUCUUAGCUUUCCAGUUUGCUGGCAGAUUUUACCUACCCUCUCCAUUUUGAUGCAUCCCAGAAAUUCAAUUGGUUGAAGGGAGUUAUUUUUUUUUUUCUAAUGGCAUUCAAGCAAGGCUUAAGCCAGAACUGUAAAUAGUGGUCACGAGAGUUCUUUUCUAAAAUGCUUUGCCCCUUCCUCUCACUGCCUUUUAUAGCCAAUAUAAAUGUCUAUUUGCACACCUUUUGUUGUGGUUUUAUAUUGUAACAGCAUAUUUUGAAACUAUUGUAUUUAAAGUAAGGUUUCAUAUUAUGUCAACGAGUAAUUAAAUUAUGUUUGAAAGGUGGCCAUAUUCUGUACCAAAAGUUGCUGAAGUUUUUCUUCUAGCUGGUAAAAGUAGGAUUUUGCAUGACCUCACACUUUUUCUUCUGUGGUUUGUUCUGUUGUAUGAUGGCAUGAGUGUGUGUCUCAAGUACGGCUGUGUACUGAAGUGUGCCUACAUUCCAUACACUCCCAUUGUGUUUCAAAUAAAUACCAGAGGUAGGAGGCUCCACCAGUAGCAGCUUGAGCUGUGGAUGACAGCUAGCACUGGUUCUCAUUCCCUUCUCCUGCCUGUCAUCCCUAUUUCCUGUGGAAUGCCUGGACUAUGCUCCCUAUCCCAGGUUCCCUGUGUAAUUUGUACUUUAGAGUGUGUCCUUGUCCUAGUGAAAGAGUCACUAAAUAUCAUUGCAUUAUCAUUGCAUUAUCACCAAAGGGCAUUUCCCAGCACCAAUUGCUUCAGAAACCAGCAUGUUCCAUUUCAAAUUUAGAAUCAGUCGUAAUAAAUAAAUCUUAGAAUCUUCACUGAGAAAGAGAGCUACCUGUUAUGGAGAUGUGGGUUUGUUUUAUGGUUUUUUUUUUUUUUUCUGUUUUGUGCUUUUAUCUUCUUUCGUUUUGUUUGGACUGCAUUGUGAUUCUCAUAACAUCCCCUUCUUGCCAAAACAAAAUCGAGUUGAACUAGACUUAUACAGACCCAUCAUGAUGCAAAUGUAUUUCUUCAUUCUUCAGUUCUUCCAUUCCAGCAAUAAUGAAGGGUCAACCCUAUUUAAAACCCAGAUCUCCCUCAUUGCAUAUCCAUUUCAAUGUUUCUUACUUUAAAAUGAACCAAAAUUAAACUUAAAAUUUAAGAUGUACAGGUAUCAGAAAAAAAAAAAGUACAGAUGCUUUUGGUGCAGGAGCACUCACUGUGAACAAGUGUAACCAGAUAUUAAUAUGCAAUAUUGUUCCAAUACUUUCUAAUACACUUUUUUAUAAUA
Molecule: messenger RNA, 4621 nt
Organism: Marmota flaviventris (yellow-bellied marmot)
Lineage: Eukaryota; Metazoa; Chordata; Mammalia; Rodentia; Sciuridae
Gene: Ikzf1
Product: IKAROS family zinc finger 1
Biological process (GO): positive regulation of transcription by RNA polymerase II
Cellular component (GO): nucleus
Molecular function (GO): DNA-binding transcription factor activity; RNA polymerase II cis-regulatory region sequence-specific DNA binding
Source: RefSeq, a predicted model, not a curated record